AUGUCGAGCUGUUGGGGAGCACUGGACAUAUUUCAAUGCACUACCGCGCUGCAAAGGAGCUUGAUUCCUUCUGAGAGGGUCAUUCAGCAGUCUCCCGAUUCUCCGGACAUACAAGAUACAGAAGGAGAUAGAGAGAACAGAAUACAUACCUUCAGCACAGAACUUGGAAGAGAAAAAGCAUUUAUUCUUGGCAUCAAAGUCCUUUUAGUAGAAUAUGGAAUUGCUAUCGUAGUAGGAGCUUCAUCUGCUUCGACUUUAUUUAGCAAGUUUGUUUCUGUAGCGGGUCAUUGUUUGCUUGCUUUAGCUCUAUGGUUUCGUUCUAGAUCUGUUGAUGUUAAAAACAAUUCAUCAGCAAUAUCCUUUUACAUGUUCAUUUGGAAGUUAUUCUAUGCUGGGAAUGUUCUCAUGCUAUUUUAUCGUUGAGAAGAACAUUGCAUAAAUACUUAAGUAAAAGAAGUGACUGGGUUCACAAGUGGAUUUGAUAUUUGUAAUUCA
Molecule: messenger RNA, 495 nt
Organism: Telopea speciosissima
Lineage: Eukaryota; Viridiplantae; Streptophyta; Magnoliopsida; Proteales; Proteaceae
Product: coumarin 8-geranyltransferase 1b, chloroplastic-like
Exons: 5
Coding region: 1-423 (140 amino acids)
Cellular component (GO): membrane
Molecular function (GO): transferase activity, transferring alkyl or aryl (other than methyl) groups
Source: RefSeq, a predicted model, not a curated record